This is a messenger RNA of Eucalyptus grandis, 1978 nucleotides long. Its product is annotated as homeobox protein HD1. Gene Ontology annotation, biological process: regulation of DNA-templated transcription. Lineage: Eukaryota; Viridiplantae; Streptophyta; Magnoliopsida; Myrtales; Myrtaceae. Gene Ontology annotation, molecular function: DNA binding. Gene Ontology annotation, cellular component: nucleus. The coding region runs from base 707 to 1603 and encodes 298 amino acids. The transcript is spliced from 6 exons. The record is from RefSeq and is a predicted model, not a curated record.
UGGUCAGGCAGCAGAACAGCUUUAUCUGUAAGUUUUCUUGCUUUCUUUAUGGUGUACCCUCCUCCCUCCCUCCCUCCUCCUGCCUCUUCUUCUCCUUUCGCAAUAAUGAUGAUGAUUCCAUAGCCUUCCCCCUCCCCUCCUCUUCCCCCUCAUAGGCCCUCCUUCCCUUCUUAAACUGCACACCUCAACCUUCUUUCUCUCUCUUCUUUCUCUCUCUCUCCCUCCUGCUCUGUGUGGCAUAUUCUCUCUCUCUCUCUCUCUUCCCUUGUGGAAGCGAAAUCUGUGCAAAAACGCAGGAGGGUUGCAGCAGAAAGUCUUGCAUCCAUCUCUGAUCCCAAUAUUGCCUUUGCCCCUCUCUUCCCUUCCCUCAUGCACACACCUUUAACGAGAAAACUGUCUUCUCGUUCUUUUCGUCGUCAUAAUAUUCACAGUCCAUUAUCAAGAUAGUUCCCCAAGACAACCCUCUCUCUCUCUCUCUUACUCUCUUUCUCUCUCUCUGUGGUCCUAUCUCUUUCUUUCUUGAAAACCCUCGUCACUCCUCUUCCUUGCCACAAAUAAAAAGCACCCGACUUUCUCCACGAUACCCUUUAAGGCCUUUAAUUUCCCCUCCCCAUCUUUCUUUUCACUGGUGACUUACACAUCCUCCUAAGGCUUCGACAGAUUCUCUUGUACGACGCGCAGUAGACGAAGUAACAUAGCCCACCAUAUGCAAGAGCCGAACUUGGCCAUGAUGGGCGGCGGUGGUGGCGGCGGCGGCGGGGGCGGGGGAUCGUCGGUGGCGGCGGCGGGGGCUGGGCAGCGAGGCCUCAAGGGGGAGAUCGCCAGCCACCCGAUGUACGAGCAGCUGCUGUCGGCCCACGUGGCGUGCCUCCGCGUCGCGACCCCGAUCGACCAGCUGCCGCUGAUCGACGCGCAGCUGGCGCAGUCGCACCACCUCCUGCGCUCCUACGCCUCCUCGGUGCAGCACGGCCACAGCAGCCUCUCUCCUCACGACAGGCAGGAGCUCGACCAUUUCUUGGCACAAUAUCUGGUGGUACUAUGCAGCUUCAAAGAGCAGCUGCAGCAGCACGUUCGAGUCCAUGCCGUUGAAGCCGUCAUGGCCUGUCGUGAAAUCGAAAACACCCUCCAAGCUCUCACUGGAAUGAGUUUGGGCGAAGGAACCGGCGCAACAAUGUCGGACGAUGAGGAUGAGUUGCAAAUGGAUUUCUCAUUGGAUCAAUCCGGUGCUGAUGUUCAUGACCUGAUGGGAUUCGGUCCACUCCUUCCAACUGAAUCCGAAAGGACUUUGAUGGAGAGAGUCCGCCACGAAUUGAAGAUCGAACUCAAGCAGGGUUUCAGGUCAAAAAUAGAGGAUGUUAGGGAGGAGAUACUACGGAAAAGGAGAGCCGGAAAAUUACCCGGCGAUACUACUUCUGUGUUGAAAAAUUGGUGGCAGCAACACUCAAAGUGGCCAUAUCCAACUGAAGAUGACAAGGCGAAACUUGUGGAGGAGACAGGAUUGCAGCUGAAGCAAAUAAAUAACUGGUUCAUCAACCAACGGAAGCGAAACUGGCACAACAAUUCCCAAUCGGUCACCUCCUUGAAGUCCAAGCGCAAGAGGUAGGCGCAACGGACCAUCAUGCUUGUCUUUGUGCCGCUAACUGAAACACGAAACUUAUCAAUCGGUAUUGACUCUGAUAUAACCUUCUGAUCGACUGGGGGUAUACUUUAUAGCUAGAGCUGAACACUUGUGGUGGUGGAUCAAGCAGUGAUGGUAAGUAGAUGAUUCAUUAUGGAAUUAGGGCCUGUAACAAAUGAUGCAAAUUCCAGUAGAUUACAUACACAAAACCCAGAAAAUUGAUGUCUUUUUGUUUGGUUAGAAGUGCUUCUGUUGCCUAAUCUCUCUUGUAUUUAGGCCCAAAACAAACAACAUGUUGAUUUGUUUUCUGUUUUUAUAAAAUUGUUGUUUUUGGCAGUGAUUCAAGCCGCAAUUCUUUUC